UAAUCCACAUCUAGGGCAAGCUGGCUGAGAGGCGAUCACAGCUCAGCUCCUCUCUGCAGCCUUGGAGAAGAAGAAGCAGCACUAACCCCUUUUCAACGCAGGGGGAAAAAAGAAGAGCAGAUUUCGACCGCAGCGGAAGACAAGGAGGGUCGAAGAGCAAGAUUUUUUUUCCAUUGGAGGACACUGUUUAUUUAUACAUAGUGUUUAUAUAGCUAUAUAUAUUUGUACACACGCUUAUAGAUAUUUAUAUAUAGAUUCAAUUAUCCUUGUACAUAUCCGUAUUUGUGCUCGUUUGUUUAUAGUAAUAUUUUUAUAUGUAUUUGUGUGUGUAAAUAUAUAUAAUGUAUAAGCAAAACAUAUAUAUCCAUAUAUAUAUCCAUAUAUAUGAAUUUAUAUGCGCAUCACUGUGAACCAAGAGGAUUCUCAUCUCAUCGGGGCUGGUCUCUGAUUGUGAUCGUACACAAUAUUUUCACUAUUUGAUCUUCUACGUCAAGAGGACAAAGACGCCGUGCCCAUUUUGUAUUUUUCUUUCUUCCUCUCCAUCAACCCCCCCCCCCCCCCCCCCGCUUCGCAUCCGAGUAGCCGAGAGCAACGGGAUUUGACAAAAGAGGGCGGGAAAAAAUCUCUCAAAUUCCUGUGAUUAGUGCGCUUUUCCGCUGGCAUCUGCGCUCCGUUUAGCCCAUCGCGGCGCCGUGUGACAUCAGCCCAGCGCCCGCCCAGCCAGCAUGCACAAACACCACCACUGCUGCAAGUGCCCAGAAUGUUAUGAGGUGACCCGCAUGGCGGCCCUGCGCAGGAUGGACGCCCCCGCCUAUGGAGGAGACUGGCAGGCCGAGCCCUACGGAUACCCGCCCGGGUACGGAGGAGGCCAAACCUUACCCGCCCCGGCCUCUGGAGGAGGAGGCAACAUGGGCGGAGGAGGUGGCGGAGGAGGAGGAGGAGGAGGGGGCACCUUAGGAAGAAGUAAGGGCAAGAUGAUGUCUGGCGGUGGGCCUGCAGGCCCCAAUCCAAAGGGCCAAUCCAAAGGGGGGCCCAAAGUCAAUGGCAACAACUCAAGUGGACAAGGAGGGUGGUGGCCUGAGUGCACCUGCACCAAUCGGGAGUGGUAUGAACAGGCCAACCCUCCCCCCAUCAUUGUCAACGCAGACUCACUCGAUGCAGGCUCUUAUGUGAACGGCAGCGAUGGCAUGUACAAGUAUGAGGAGAUCAUCUUGGAAAGGGGGAAUUCGGGCCUGGGCUUCAGCAUCGCUGGAGGCAUCGAUAAUCCGCACAUUCCUGACGAUCCGGGGAUCUUCAUCACCAAGAUUAUUCCGGGAGGAGCGGCAGCCAUGGACGGGAGACUCGGGGUUAACGACUGCGUGCUGCGCGUGAACGACGUAGACGUGUCGGAGGUGGUCCACAGCCGGGCGGUGGAGGCCUUGAAGGAGGCGGGGCCGGUGGUGCGUCUGCUGGUGAGGCGAAGGCAGGCCCCACCCGAGACCAUCCUCGAGGUCAACCUGCUCAAAGGCCCCAAAGGACUGGGAUUCAGCAUUGCCGGCGGAAUCGGCAAUCAGCACAUCCCGGGUGACAACAGCAUCUACAUCACCAAGAUCAUCGAAGGGGGAGCCGCCCAAAAAGAUGGACGGCUGCAGACGGGAGAUCGCCUGCUUGCUGUGAACAACAUCGUGCUUCAGGACGUGCGUCACGAAGAGGCGGUGGCCGCACUGAAAAACACGUCCGAUAUGGUUUACCUCAAGGUGGCCAAGCCAGGACCCGUGCACCUUAAUGACAUGUACGCCCCGCCCGACUAUUCCAGCAGCCUGGCCCUCCCUCCAGCCUUCCCCACCAUGGUGGACAACCACGUGAGCCACAACUACAUGGGCGCCAUGGAGCCCAAGCCGCCCUACCCGCCGCCCCAGGUCACCCCGUCCAGGUACUCGCCUGUCCCCCGGCACAUGCUCGGCGAGGAAGACUUCACCAGGGAGCCGAGAAAGGUGUUGCUCCACAAGGGCUCCACUGGGUUGGGCUUCAACAUUGUGGGCGGGGAGGACGGCGAGGGCAUCUUCGUCUCCUUCAUUCUAGCCGGAGGACCGGCUGACCUGAGCGGCGAGCUGAGGAGAGGCGACCGCAUUCUCUCUGUGAAUGGAGUGAAUCUAAGAAACGCAACACACGAGCAGGCGGCGGCCGCCCUGAAGCGAGCUGGACAGACCGUCACCAUCAUUGCUCAGUACAGGCCUGAAGAGUACAGCCGCUUUGAGUCCAAGAUCCACGACCUGAGGGAGCAGAUGAUGAACAGCAGCAUGAGCUCGGGAUCCGGCUCCCUGCGCACCAGCGAGAAACGCUCUCUCUACGUCAGAGCUUUGUUUGACUAUGACCGGACGAGGGAUAGCUGCCUGCCCAGCCAAGGGCUGAGCUUCUCCUACGGCGACAUCCUCCACGUCAUCAACGCGUCCGAUGACGAAUGGUGGCAGGCCAGGCUGGUGACGCCUCACGGGGAGAGCGAGCAGAUUGGAGUCAUUCCCAGCAAGAAAAGAGUGGAGAAGAAGGAGAGGGCCAGGUUAAAAACAGUCAAGUUCCACGCCCGGACAGGCAUGAUUGAGUCCAACAGGCAGCUGGUCAAAGUAAAGCGCAAAAAAAGCUUCAACCUGUCGCGAAGGUUCCCGUUUUACAAGAGCAAGGAGAAUAUUGUGCAGGAGUUGGUGGAGUCUGAACAAUGCCUGACGUCCAACACGAGCGAUAGUGAAAGCAGUUCAAAGGGCCAGGAAGACACAAUCCUCUCCUACGAGCCUGUCAUUCGACAAGAAAUACACUACACAAGACCCGUGAUCAUUCUGGGCCCCAUGAAGGACCGCGUCAACGAUGACCUCAUCUCCGAGUUCCCACACAAGUUUGGCUCCUGCGUACCCCACACGACUCGUCCGAGGCGAGAGAACGAGAUGGACGGUCAGGACUACCACUUUGUAGGAUCGCGCGAGCAAAUGGAAAAAGACAUCCAGGACAAUAAGUUCAUCGAGGCGGGACAGUUCAACGAGAACCUCUAUGGGACCAGCAUCCUGUCCGUCAGAACUGUGGCUGAAAGGGGGAAGCACUGCAUCCUGGAUGUGUCGGGCAACGCCAUCAAACGACUGCAGCAAGCACAACUUUACCCUAUCGCCAUCUUUAUUAAACCAAAAUCCAUCGAAGCCCUCAUGGAAAUGAACAAGCGGCAGACGUACGAGCAGGCCAACAAAGUGUUCGACAAGGCCGUCAAGCUGGAGCAAGACUUCGGGGAGUUUUUCACAGCAAUUGUCCAGGGCGACUCGCUAGAGGAAAUCUACAACAAAAUUAAGCUGAUCAUCGAGGAGCAGUCGGGCCCGUACAUCUGGAUCCCCUCCCCAGAGAAGCUCUGAGCUUCCCGUCCGCCAUCACACCGGCCUCACCUCGCAUCGCUGCAGAGUCCCGGAAACCCCCCCCCCCCAUACCUAAUUGGCCCCCGCCACUCACCUCUUUUUACAGCUAUGUUCCAUAUAAAGUUUAGUGUCAUCAUUCUGUUACUCUCUAAAUGGAAACAAAAGCAAAGUCUUAUCACCAUUAAUUAUUGUGACUGUGCACCCCCUGCAUGAGUUUCUCUACGCCAUCCAUUACAAACUGUAAGGGAAAGCCGUCUUUUGGAGGGGGGGGUCAUACAAAAAAACAAAAUUGCUCCUUUUUGUCAACAAACAGAAGACGGGAAGGAAUGUUUUCAUGAAGAAAGAGAGAGAGAGGAGUUGCAGGGAAACAGAGACAAAUCACACCGCGUCAGAACACUUUGUAAAUUUUCAUCCAAUCACAUUGAAAAAAGACAACACACAAAGACGAGACCUUUUGGGUUAAUUGUUUUUUUUGUUUUUGUUUUUUUCCUCUCCCCCAAAAGUGACUGGUUGAACAGAGCCCUACUGACGGUACUGUUGUUUCUAGGGAAUUAUUUAUCUCCACUGGAAGAAUCCCUACAUUUAUAUUAUGACAUCACAAGAUGAAUAAAAUCCUACAGAGAUUUUAUUAUACAUAUAAAUAUAUAAAUAAAUAUAUGAAUAUAUAUAUAUAUAUGAGCGAGAGCGCGUGUGAAAGAAAAACAAGUUUUACACUUCACUAGAAUGGUCCAUUUAGAGGGCUUCUUAGAUUCUUUUACUUUAGCUUGUGAUUUUUUUUGUAAGAGCUACUCUUGUGUCAAGGUGGGCUGCGGGGGGUGGGGGGUAGAGAUGUGUAAGUGGGCUCUGCAAAACACCAAUCUGCCUUACAUCCAAUACCGACUGACUGACGUUGUCCUCCUUUGAGUGCAAUAGCGCCCCCACACCACAACCGCUAAUACUACAACAAUCAAUUCAAUAAUUAGAAUUUACUGGACCCUGACAACCUAUAUCUCUCCACCCCCCAACUAAAGAGUGUGAAGCUGCAGACCACCCCCUUACACGCUCUGCCUUCCAAAGGAGUUUUUUUGUUUUGUUUUUCUGGUUUACUGGUCACACGGUACUGUCCUAUCUGCUGCCAUGGCGGCAGCCUUAUAACGGGUAGAACAAGACAACAAUUGUAUUGGAUGUCAUGCCCAUUAAAAAAAAAAUAAUGUUUUGGAUUGUCCAAAAAAUACAACACUAAAGUUGAGCCUAAUUAAAAGCUUUGUGUUAUCUAUAUGAA
This is a messenger RNA of Syngnathus acus (greater pipefish), 4629 nucleotides long. RefSeq names its product discs, large homolog 3 (Drosophila) (gene dlg3). The record is from RefSeq and is a predicted model, not a curated record. NCBI's taxonomy places the organism in Eukaryota, Metazoa, Chordata, Actinopteri, Syngnathiformes, Syngnathidae. Gene Ontology annotation, molecular function: kinase binding. Gene Ontology annotation, cellular component: neuromuscular junction; postsynaptic density membrane; neuron projection. Bases 726 to 3368 code for a protein of 880 amino acids. Gene Ontology annotation, biological process: chemical synaptic transmission. The transcript has 21 exons.